GGUCAGGAACCGCGAAUUUGGAUUCUCCACUUUCAAACUUCCCACCCUUUUCCCUCCCCCACCACCCUCUCUCCCCGAAGUUUCAAAUCUCUCUUCGCCCCCUUCAACCCUAUGUCCGAACCAUCUCACUGUAUCGACUGUGAGAGCAAAACAAAUUAGGGUUUCGUUUCUGCAAUGGUGGGCAUGACGAUGACCGCCAAUUCCCACGAAAGGCUGGCUUGUCUCAUGGACUCCGCCAUAUUCGCCUCCGACAUUCCGUCGAAGCUCGACCGGUUGCGCCAAUCGAAGCACGAUUUGGUAACAGGACCCUGAUUUGCUUUCCGAACUCCUCCCUCGCUUCUUCGAGCUUCAGUCCGACCGAAUGCUUGGCGAAAUUGGAUUGAUGCAUGUUGAAUUGUUGCCAGAAAUUGUACGCUCUUUAAUUAAUGUUUUGAGUGAUGGAACACUGGCAGUUGCUCGACAGGCGAUCACUACCGGGAUUCAUUUAUUUCAUUGCGUUCUCGAAAAGGUUUCGAUUCAGGGUCUACAUACUAGUGAAUUGGACAGUUUGCUUGAGUUGGCUUGGGCAUGGGUGUUAAAGUUGAAGGAUGAAAUAUACUCUAUAGCUUUUCGGCCGGGAAGCGGCGGAGUAAUGCGAGCACUGAAAUUUGUUGAGUCAGUCAUUCUUCUUUAUACUCCUGACCCUAAUGGCUCCCCGGCGCCCCCUGAUCAUGAAGGGGACUUGGUGGAUUUUAAUGUAUCCUGGCUUCGUGGUGGUCAUUCCCUACUCAAUGUUGGAGAUUUGUCAAUUGAGGCUAGUAAAAGUUUGGGUCUAUUGCUUGAUCAACUCAGGUUCCCAACUGUGAAAUCUCUUGGUAGCUUAGUGAUCGUUGUGCUUAUUAACAGUCUUUCAGCAAUUGCAAAGAAGAGGCCUGCAUUCUUUGGUCGUGUUUUGCCUGUAUUACUUGGAUUUGAUCCCUCAAGCACUCUCAUUAACGGGGUACAUGUUUCUGGGCCACGUCAUGCCUUAAAAAAUGCCUUUCUCACCUGCUUAAAGUGUAUGCACCAGGGUGCUGCACUGUGGCGGGAUCGUUUGGUUGGUGCGAUGAGAAAGAUGCAAGCUGGAGGGCUGGUAGAGCUAGCCACCCAGCAAGAAUGCAAGAUUAAUCGAAGUGUGGAAGACGGGCUAGAUGAUUCUCUAGUUACUAAGGAAGAGAAGCGCACUAUUAACAUAUCUAAUGAUGUGCAAAGUAGUUUCGGGAAGAAACGGUUAGGAGCACUUGAUAGUAGUGAUCUUGCAGUGGAUGAAAAUGUAUCAGGAAAGCGUGCCAAAUCGACAUCUAGUGUCUUUGGGGAUUCGGCUAAAGAGUUAGAUAGGAAUGUUUCUGUGUCUCAAGAUGAUGUUUCUUCAAGUGGAACUACCACUUCUAGAGGAGAUGGUGAAAGUGGACCUGUACAGCAACUUGUUGCUAUGUUUGGUGCGCUGGUUGCUCAAGGUGAAAAAGCUGUUGGUUCUUCAGAAAUUCUUAUGUCAAGUAUCUCUGCUGACUUGUUAGUAGAGGUAGUGAUGGCUAAUAUGUGCAACCUUCCACCCAAUCUUAUUGGAACUGAAGGAGAUCAAUUUCUGAUGAACAUGGGUAUAGUCGGCAGUGAUUCUCAAGUUAAAUAUCCACCAUCAUUUAUUGCUGAUGUUCUUUCACUUACAAGCACUUUCCCUCCAAUAGCUGCACUCCUAGAUGCUCGUGAGUCAGUGUCAAUGAUAUACAGUGUUGCAUCUACCGGCAUGGAUUAUGUUGUUGGAGAUGAUACUGCUAUCUUACCUAUGGGUUUACCAGCUUCAUCUGAAACGGAGCAUAGUUGCCCAUCAAUUCCAUCUGAUCAUGAUAUGGAAUAUCUUGAGAGUGAAAUACCUGGACUGGAUUCUUCUGCUUGUAAUAGUGGAUCAGAACCUAUCGUUACAUCCUCAUCAGCCUUAAUGGAUGUAGAAGAUGCAAGCCUAGAGCAAUGUACCAGUCUUAAGGUAGAAAAUGCAAGCCAAGAGCAAGUUACCAGUAUGGAUCAAAAGACUCCACUUAAUAUACCUCCAUCACUGUCAACGGAUAAGUCUGAGGAGCUCAGUCCACGUUCAGCUGUUGCAGAUGUCAGCCUGCUUUCUUCGACAGCAACUUCAGUUGGAUUGUCCUAUCAUCUUGUCGUGCCCAAGAUGUCGGCGCCGGUUGUUAUCCUUUCUGAUGAAGAGAAGGAUCGGUUGCAGCAAUUGGCUUUUACUCGCAUCAUCGAGGCACAUAAGCACAUAGCCGUUGCUGGAGGUUCCCAAAUACAAUGUUCUCUCCUUAUAAGUUUAGGAGUUGAGUUCCCUUUGGAUUUAGACCCAUGGAAACUGCUGGACAAGCACAUCUUGGCAGAUUAUACGAAUAAUGAGGGACACGAGUUGACAUUACGUGUCCUAUACAGGUUAUUUGGAGAGGCCGAAGAGGAACGCGAUUUCUUUUCUUCGACAACCGCUACUUCUGUAUAUGAAAUGUUCCUUUCAACUGCGGUGGAAACACUUACAGAUUCUUUUCCACCAUCUGAAAAAUCACUAAGCAGAUUGCUUGGUGAGGUUCCUUAUUUACCAGAUUCAGUUUUGAAAUUAUUGGAGUGCAUGUGCUCACCUGGAAACUGCGGCAAAACUGAGAAGGAAACACAAGGUGGGGAUCGAGUGACUCAAGGUCUUAGCAUUGUCUGGAGCCUGAUUUUACUAAGACCUCAUCUCCGAGAUCUAUGCUUAAAAAUUGCUUUACAGAGUGCAGUUCAUAAUCUGGAGGAAGUGCGCAUGAAGGCUUUACGUCUGGUACUUACUCGCAACUUGCUAUUUGAUCAACGAGUUAAGUGUGUGGUUCUAAAUUUGUUUCCAUUAUGGGUUGCCUUGUCUAACGGGUUGCAAACAAGCUUUAUCCUUUGUCAUCUAUUGCCCAAGAUUCUGAUUCAGAAAAACAUUCCAAUGAACCUCCAUCAGUAUGGAAGCGCAUGGCAGAAGCAUUCCCUUUUUCGCCAAAUAUUUGUUGUUUAUGGAAGCGCAUCAAAGGCCGUCAAGCAGGCGGUACAUCGCCAAAUUCCAAUACUUGUACGUACUGUGGGAUCGUCACCUAAUCUUCUUGAAAUUAUUUCUGAUCCUCCAACUGGAAGCGAGAACCUCCUGAUCCAGGUUUUACAUACCCUGACAGAUGGAAUAGUUUCCUCUCAAGAACUGAUUUUUACUGUUAGAAAGCUAUAUGAUUCAAAACUGAAGGAUGUAGAGAUUCUUAUUCCAAUAUUACCCUUUCUGCUGAAAGAUGAGGUUAUGCUUAUAUUUCCGCUUGUGAAUCUUCAACUGGAUAAGUUCCAAGCAGCACUAGCUUGCACACUACAGGGAUCAUCCCAAUCAGGUCAUCUUCUGGCUCCAGCUGAAAUCUUGAUUGCUAUCCACGGAAUUGAUCCCGACAAAGAUGGAAUUCCACUAAAGAAGGUCACAGAUGCAUGCAAUGCCUGCUUUGAGCAGAGGCAGAUAUUCACCCAACAAGAUGCCAAAGUUUUGAAUCAGUUGGUUGAGCAGAUUCCUCUUCCUUUACUGUUCAUGCUUGCGGUAUUGCAAGCCAUAGUUGCCUUUCCUGCACUGGCAGAUUUUAUAAUGGAGAUCCUCUCUCGACUUGUGAGCAAGCAGAUAUGGAAAUACCCGAAGUUGUGGGUGGGAUUCUUGAAGUGUUCGUCCUUGACAAAACCUCAGUCAUUUGCUGUGCUGCUUCAGGUGUGUCUUUGCUGCUAACAUGUUGCUUCUUUAUCCUUGCAAUCUUUUAUCACUACCUUUUGCACUAGAAGCCCGACUCUGUGAUUGAAUGGAUAAUAAACUGCAUACUCAUUGGACUAUUUCGUUCACUCGAGGGAAGAAAAUCUAUGUUAAUAUGUGAUGAAAUUGCUUAGUCUAAAAUAUAUUUUUGGACUUUGAAACAAGCGUUCUUCACAUCUGUAUGAGCUGAUGGUAUAUAAUUUUUGUCUCAGCUACCUUCAGCACAGCUAGAAAACGCACUGAAGAGAACUUGCAGCUCUGAAAGCACCGUUGGUUGCUCAUGCCAUGUCAACCGGACAUCCGAUCUUCCCUUCCAAGGUCAAUAUUGGUAGUUUUGGGAAUUGUUUCAGAUUCGUCGGCACAAACAAGUCAAUCUCAGGCCGAGGCACAGACAAGUCAGACUCAGGCCGAUAUACAAACCAGUCAGUCCCAGGCCGAGGCACAAACAAGUCAGUCCCAGGCCGGCGAUGCAAGCAACUCGGAAAAGGACGCAGUCACAGAGAAAUCAAAGGAGUCAUCUAGUGCUAGUUGAAGAUUCAUGUGGAGUGUCAUCGUGUUAUUAUCAAAUGGGGAAUGCCGUAAUAAGUACGGACCGCAUAGCCAUGUAAAACCGAUUUACCGCAUUCUUAGAAAAGUUACAAUAAGAGAGAUGCAUGGUAGGCAACAUUCAAUUCAAUUAUGAUCAAAACUUUGCUGCU
Molecule: messenger RNA, 4482 nt
Organism: Pyrus x bretschneideri (Chinese white pear)
Lineage: Eukaryota; Viridiplantae; Streptophyta; Magnoliopsida; Rosales; Rosaceae
Source: RefSeq, a predicted model, not a curated record